UUGUCCCUGCACGUGGCACAAUAGUAUUCAAAUAUUCGCGUUUAGACCAAACUCCCACCUUCUUCGAACCUCCACCGCUAGUUGGCCGCGAGACGGCGGCGAUGGUAUCAAUUCAUUACUCAUAGGCCUCCUGUAGAGAGAGAAUAUAUAUAUAUAUAUAUAAAAAGUGACAAAGAGUGUAAAAGUAACGCCGUGGAGGCUUUCACGAGAAAUGCAUUUCUAGAAAGAGGAGAGAGUAAUUGCAAAGCAAAAUUAACUAUUUUCCGCUCCCCUACAUGACCUAUAUACAUGUAUACACUGACGAAGUUAAUCGCCGAUCAUUGUCAUUGGGUGAUUUGUAAGAAUUCACGAGCUUUGGUUCUUUAUCGAUUUAGUGUCGCUGAGAUAUUGAAUUGUGAAUCGGUCGAAUAAGGAUGCCAGAAAUAGAUUCUGCACAAGAAUAUGAAAAAGAAAAACGAUCCGAUCAUGAGUUUUCUGAGGAUGAGAAACGGAGAAUUAGAAUCAGAUCUUUGAGAAAGAAAGCAUUAAAUGCUUCAACAAAAAUUACACGCACUCUCAGGAAACGCAGUAAACGGGUGGCUCAUUGUCGGUUCGCAUCGAUCUCCACAGAAGAGUUUGUAGACAAGGAGGAAGAGAAUGCAAUCAACGCAUUUCGCCAACUUUUGCUUGACAGAGACCUGCUUCCGGCUCGCCAUGAUGACUACCAUAUCAUGUUGAGGUUCUUGAAAGCAAGGAAGUUUGACCUUGAUAAGACGGUCCAUAUGUGGGCAGAAAUGCUCAUUUGGAGGAAAGAGAAUGGAGUAGACUCUAUCAUAAGGGAUUUUGUUUAUGAUGAAUUUGAAGAUGUUCGGCGAUAUUAUCCACAUGGUUACCAUGGUGUAGAUAAAGGAGGGAGGCCUGUCUAUAUCGAAAGACUUGGCAAAAUUGAACCUAGCAAGCUUAUGAGUGUAACCACCGUAGAGAGGUUCUUAAAAUAUCAUGUACAGGGGUUUGAAAAGACUUUUGAAGAAAAGUUUCCUGCUUGUUCAAUUGUGGCCAAGAGGCAUAUAGAUUCAACAACGACAAUCCUGGAUGUACAUGGCCUGAACUGGAUGAGUUUUGGCAAGGUUGCACAUGAUCUAGUCAUGAGAAUGCAGAGAAUAGAUGGCAACAACUAUCCUGAGACAUUGAAUCAUAUGUACAUAGUUAACGCGGGUAGUGGAUUCAAAUGUCUGUGGAACUGGGCAAAAGGCUUUCUUGAUCCAAGGACAACUUCAAAAAUACAUGUUCUGGGCACCAAAUUCCAGAGUACUUUGUUGGAAGUUAUAGACUCUUGUCAAUUGCCAGAUUUCCUUGGUGGCUCCUGUUCAUGCCCAAAUGAAGGUGGAUGUCUUGGAUCGGACAAGGGACCCUGGAAUGAUCCAGAGCUUAUUAAGCUGGUACAUACUCUACAUGCUAGUGAAGCUACUUAUCCAAAAAAAGUUACUAGCUUUUCAGAGGAUGAGGAUGAUUUAGAAACGAAGCUGAUUGGUUCGAAGGAUCUAAAUAGUGAAAUUGAUCCAGUUACCAAAUUCUCUGAUGGUGGUCAUUUCGAAACUAAGCUAAUUGAUUCUAAGGGCGCAAAAAGUGAAUUUUUUCCUGAUGGGCCAGAUUCUGGUUUACAAUUCUCUUCUCACAGUACCAUGCUGACAAUUCCACUUGGUGAUAAUGAAAUAGUAGAGAGACCUGCAUCUUUACAUGGAAAAAUUGGAGCUAAACAUGUUGGGGAUAGAGUUGAAAAUCGUUUUCCUUCAAAUCUGUCCCUUUCAAUAGAUUUGACUAGGCAUGUCCCCGAAAGAAGGCAAGUUCUUAAAGUCAGAUUUCUUGCAUGCAUAUCUUUGUUGCUUGCUGGGCUGGUUAGAAGACUUUUCACGAAGUCAAAUUCGGAGAACCUAGUGGAAAAUCAGAGAGGACCCAAUUCUGCAAAUUCAAAUUCCCAAGAGCAACACGUUUCACAGCCAAAUAGUAAGGAGCUCCUCCAUCCAUGCUGUGAGAAGUUGCAACACUUAGAGAAUGUCGUCACCGAACUGUUGAAGAAACCUGCAAAAAUUCCCCCAGAGAAGGAUGACAUCCUACUUGAAUCUUUGAAUCGCAUAAAAUCUAUAGAGCACGACUUGCAGAAGACAAAAAGAACUGUUGGAUUCAGGCACUAUUUGCAACAGCCUCGAAACAAGUAGAGCUUUCCGAGUCAUUGGAUACUCUAAAGGAAUCCAGUCUAAAAGGGACAAGAUCAUGUUGGCUACGAAGCAGCAAGUCGUUACCUCGCAGAACCUGAUGCCUGGAAUAUCAAAGAGGAACCCUCUAGGUACCUUUUUUAACUUUGUGACCUUGCAACACAAUUUAAGACGAGUAGAUCGGCGUGAUUACUUUUCAGAAGUUCACUGAGUUUAAAGUCUGUUUGUGACUGCUCGUCUCGGUGGAGAAGUCUGUUUCACUGAUUUUCAAACACCCAAC
Olea europaea var. sylvestris is the source of this 2472-nucleotide messenger RNA. RefSeq names its product phosphatidylinositol/phosphatidylcholine transfer protein SFH9-like. The record is from RefSeq and is a predicted model, not a curated record. Bases 414 to 2195 code for a protein of 593 amino acids. NCBI's taxonomy places the organism in Eukaryota, Viridiplantae, Streptophyta, Magnoliopsida, Lamiales, Oleaceae. The transcript is spliced from 16 exons.